This is a messenger RNA of Oldenlandia corymbosa var. corymbosa, 3901 nucleotides long. The record is from the annotation of a GenBank genome assembly. NCBI's taxonomy places the organism in Eukaryota, Viridiplantae, Streptophyta, Magnoliopsida, Gentianales, Rubiaceae.
AAGAAAAGAAAGGUAAAAAGAAAACCCUACAGUACCAUUUGUGCUACAUAAACUCUGUUUUCAUCAACGUUUGCAUUCAUCGAGGCGAAAAAAAUAUUUCUAGAAUUUCUUCUUCAUUGACACCUUCGUAAUAUCCGUACACUUCCAAGUUCCUGCACCGACAUAUUUUCAAUUCCUACAUUUUUUCUGUCCCUUUUUUUUUUCAUAUUGAGAGAGGAGAGAAGCAAGAAACAGUUGAAGGCUUUCACAUUGCUUGAUUGGUGAAUGGUGAUAUGGUGGAAAAGAAGAAUUAAAUUUUUUCUGGGAUUUUUUUUUUGUGGGUUUCUGAAAGAGAUUUGCAGUAUUAUCGGCAAUGGAUUUCAAAAAACUUGCAUUUCCGGAUCAGUUGUUGCCUCAAUGUGCAACUCCAUCUUCAAGGAGGAAGGUAGUUUCUGGGUUUGGUUUCGGAUUGCUAGCCUCUUUCUUUGUGUUAACCGUUGUGUUCUUAAAUGUAUCGUUUAAGCCCUCUUCCUGGCAUCCUGUUUUCCAAGGAUUCAAUGUCUAUUUCUCUAGAGGAACUAAUCAUAACAAUAGUAUAGCUAAUAAACUGGAACCCAUGAGGGGAACCCAUUCUUUGAUUCUGAAUGGAACCCAUGAAGGGAAUUUGUCCAAGAAUCAAAGUGUAGAGUCUUCUGAUUCUAGUAGGAAAGGUGAGAUUUUGGAGGCUGCUCAUUUGGGGAAUUCAUCUGAGGUGGCCAAAAAGGACAGCUUUAAAAAUGUUGCUGAGGCAGGGAUUCUUCCUGAUGAAUCUCAUGGAGUAAAGGGAUCGCAUGUUGAUAAAGAUGGGAACUUUACUAAAGAUGCUUCCAAAAGUUUAUCAAAUCAACAUGUAUCUGCUGAAGGAAAUUUGAAAAAAGUUGAAACUCCAGCGCCUAAGUCUUCGAAGAAUGCAGAUUUUACAGAUAAACUUUUGGGUUCUAGAAACGCUUCCAAAAGCUUAUCUAAUCAAAAUGUAUCUGCUCAAGGAAAUUUGGGAAAAGCUGAAACCCCAGAGCCUAAUAAGUCUUCGAAGAAUGCAGUUCCUGCAGAGCAUUUGGACAGAGCAGGGAAUAAAACCGGAUCAACAAGCCAAGAAAAGAAGAAUGGAAGCUCAUCAUCCACUGGAAACAAAGCAAUUGCAACAUCUGGCAAUGGCUAUGAGAUUUUGGCAAAGUCUAAUGGCUUUCAUGGGGAUUGUAACAUCUUUAAUGGUAGAUGGGUGAAGGAUGAAUCCAAGCCACACUAUACUCCAGGUUCUUGUCCUUUCAUUGAUAGGGAUUUCGAUUGCUAUCUCAAUAAGAGACCGGAUGAUGAGUACGUUAAAUGGAAAUGGCAGCCGUACAAUUGUGACAUCCCCAGUAUGAAUGCUACUGACUUUCUGGAGAGACUGAGGGGCCAAAAGUUGGUUUUUGUUGGGGAUUCAUUGAAUAGAAAUCAGUGGGAGUCUCUUGUUUGCAUGCUUCGCCAUAGUAUCCCGGACAAGAAAAGGGUUUAUGAGGUUUCUGGAAGAAUAGAUUUCAAAAAGAAAGGCGUCUAUUCAUUCAGAUUCGAGGAUUAUAACUGCUCUGUAGAUUUUGUUAGCUCGCCCUUUCUUGUUAGGGAAUCAUCAUUCAAUGGUAAAAAUGGUUCCUUUGAAACACUAAGAUUAGAUUUGAUGGACAACACAACUGCAAUGUAUCGUGAUGCUGAUGUUCUGAUCUUUAACACGGGUCAUUGGUGGACUCAUGAGAAAACAUAUAAAGGGGAAAACUACUAUCAAGAAGGUAACCAUGUGUACAAAAGCCUGAAUGUCCUAGAAGCGUACAGGAGGAUGCUUGUUACAUGGUCAAAAUGGAUUGAUAAGAAUGUAAACAGUAGACGUAGUCUGGUUAUCUUCAGAGGAUACUCAGAAAUGCAUUUCAGGUAAGAGAUUUCAUAUUUGGACUUUGAAUGCCAAUUUGAUCUACUUCAUUGUUCAUCAAGAUCUUAAAGGAGAAAGGAUUUUAACUGCUAGGUAUUGUUAACAACAGAUAUAAAUGACUUCUCCUGUCUCCCAUUUAAUGGUAUUAGUGUUAGUGUUAUUAACAAAACUGUGAAAAAGUUUUCUGGUAUGAAAAUUUGGUUUAUCCAUGACAACUGCAGAGCACUUGAUUGAUGCUUCCAAAGUUUUAACCAUCUGGUGUGGAAAGAUUAACCAUGUUCCUCUAUUUAAUUUUUGAACCCAGCUUCAACUUUUCGAAAGCAUGUUGAUUUAGGUAAUCUUUACUGUCAAAUUCAUGAGGAUGUAGCUUGAAUAUAUGGGAAAUUCAUGAGAUGUAGCCUGCAUGUAUGGGAAUUGUUUUGAUUCGAGAAGCUGCUUUAUAUAACAGAUGGCUCUACUAAGUUCCUGAACCUAGUGUUAAGCUAAUUUAUUGCUUAUGAAGCAAUGAUUUGCUGAGAACAUAUGCUGAAGUUGAAGUUUUUCCUGGCCCAAUACCUGUAGAGAGAGAAGAAUAGAUUGUAGAUGUAAUUACUGAUCACUUAUGAGAUCGAUUUGGUUGCCUGCAGUGGAGGACCAUGGAAUGCAGGAGGGCAUUGUCAUAAAGAAACGAAACCUAUAUUCAACGAGACCUACUUAUCAAAAUACCCUGCUAAGAUGCGAGCUCUUGAGAAGGUGCUUCAUCAAAUGAAAACCCCAGUUGUGUACUUGAACGUAACUAGGCUUACAGAUUAUAGGAAAGAUGCGCACCCAUCGAUUUACAGAAGAGUGUACAAGACCGUAGAAGAGCAACAUGCUGCCAUUGGCACGCAAGAUUGUAGUCAUUGGUGCUUGCCUGGGGUACCAGAUACAUGGAAUGAGUUGCUAUAUGCAUCCCUAUUGAAAACCGGAAGAGGUUCCUGGAGAAGCUGAAUUUAGAAGAUUACAUGUAGGUUUUUUGUUUUCUCAUCUUGCUUCUCAUCAUCUUGUUUCCAUAGGUAUAAGUUGUGAAUCGAGAGGUAGCAAGAAAUUUAUUAGGCUAAUAGCAUAUAUAUAUGUCUUAUUUGUUAUUGCUGGUUUGCAGAAACCAGUAGUCCUAGCAUAAGAAGGUAGCAUACUGAUCUUUUGACUCUGUAUAGUCAUUGUUGAAUGAAUGAACUUACCGGCGCCCCCUUUUUUUCUCUUCUUUUUCUGCACUUUUUUCCUUUUGUUCUUUGGAAUUAUCAUUUACAGUUAUACAUUGAACUUUGUUGUUCUGAUAUUAGUCCCUUUAAUAAAACCAGAAACCCCAACGUGGGAAAAAUGUUUAACGGGUUAGAGAAGAAUAAAAUGGCAAGAAAAUGUACACAUACAAACUUGCAAACCUUAUUUUAUUAAGUUUUUCAGAACUGCAUUAACAUCAGUACGGAAAGCAGAAAUGAAUAGAAGAAGAUAGCCAGAUAGAGGGACUCUAAUUGAGUCCCCUUUGCCGUUACGUGACUUGCCGGUUUGCUCUGCAUUUUAGCCCAUCAAAAUCUUUGCUAAAGCUUCUGUUUCUGCACCAAAAGGUACCAAAACACGUUCAAGCAGAGAUAAUGAUGAUGACCAAAAAUGCAAGCAAACUUUCUGAAUUUGGAAGAGGCAUAUUGCAUGAACUCCUCCUAACUCCAGCUGAUGACCAGCCAUUGCUUUUAUCAAGAUCCAUCCAUAACGCUAAUUAUACUUCCCCAUAUUUCUCAAACUCUCAGUUCAGUUGGAACUGACAGUUUUGAGUUUCUAUCCUGAAAUUCAGUGGCUCUUGAAAAGCAAAGAGGGAGGAUUAACGUUGUGUGAUGGGGAUUUAUAUAGGAAAAACAUGUCACAAGAGAUGACAAUUUAAGUGACACAAACAAAACAGCCAACUCAAAAUGCAAUAUGUAUUGCAUCAUCUUCCACCACUGGCUGACUUUUGCUUUUGGGCUUUCAGGC